AUUGUUGCAGCAAAAGUCCAACUAGGAAUCCAGGAAAGAAACAGUAUCAAUUAAAAGGAUAAGACAAUUAAUAUUGGGUUAAAUUUCUUUUUUCUUCUGAAAAAUAACGGUGAUAUCAUACAAAUUGAAAUACUAAAAUAAGAUGCAUAUAUGGCAGCCAGGAUGAUGGACGGUGACAAGUUCACAUGAGUGGAUGAGCCGAACCAGAAACUGUAUGGGGCCCCAACGUAUGAAAACUAGAGAAGGAGAGGCAUAACCAAGAGAAAUUAAAGCGAGAAUUUAUUCAAGAAAAAGGAAAAAGGAACGUAUUCCUGAGUGGAGAAAGUUCGUGCCGUCCCCCUUGAAAUAGAUCCACCAGGAAGACUCACAAAUUGGUGCUGAACAAGACCAUGGAUUUUGGGUCAUCAGGGAGAGAAGGGUUGUGUGAAGAAGAGCAGAUGGGUAAAGGUAAGCUCCCUUUUACUUACUCUCCUUCUCCUUCAUCUUCUUCUUCUCAGCACAAAUCCCAGCUGCCUCCUCUUAGAAACCCUGGGUGGGAGGAGCAGCCUUGGCCGAUUUACGACAACCGCCACCACCGAAUGACUUCCGACUUGUUAGGCUACAGGUGCCAACCUCAACAAGAUAUUAACGAAGCUACUACUGUGACAAGUGAAGCAGAUUCCAGACGCGUAGACUCAGAUUCAACCCUCGAGCUUAGGACUAGUGAAAGUGCCACCGACAUCGAGAAAGAACACAUGUUCGACAAAGUAGUCACGCCAAGCGAUGUGGGGAAACUCAAUCGACUUGUUAUCCCAAAGCAACACGCAGAGAAGUAUUUCCCCUUGGAUUCUUCCACCAACGAGAAAGGUCUUCUGUUGAAUUUCGAGGACAGAAAUGGGAAGCCGUGGAGAUUCAGAUACUCUUAUUGGAAUAGCAGCCAAAGCUAUGUGAUGACCAAAGGCUGGAGCCGUUUUGUCAAGGAUAAGAAACUUGAUGCAGGCGAUAUAGUUUCUUUCCAGAGAGGAGCAGGUGAAAUGGGUAAAGAUCGUCUUUUUAUUGAUUCGAAGCGGAGACCUGAUGCACCAGCCCUGGUUUCUUUCCAUCCCCAUCAACACUACUUCUCUUUGGGCCGCUCAAUCCCAUGGAAUCCACUUCUAAUGCGGCCACCACCAACAGGAAGAGAUCGCUUGUACUUGUCACCCGUAAACCCUAUAAACAGAAGAAAUAGCUACUAUGGUGGUUACCCAACCGGAAUCAAUGUGGUGAAUCCAGGAGAUGCAGUGGGAUCACUAUUUUAUUUGAGAUCGGCAGUGGGUUCAGGAGCUCCGCAAAUGGGAAUGAUACAGCGGCAGCAGCAAGGCGGAGUUGUAGAACCAAUUGUGUUUGAUUCGGUGCCGGUGGUCCAAAGCAAGGCUGCACCCAAAAGGAUGAGGCUUUUCGGGGUUAACAUGGAAUGCCCUAUACCGGAGUCGAAUGAAUGUGAGAUGCUAACUACAUCUACCUUAGCACAUGCUACAAUGGCGCCCCAGCAUCCAGAUCAACCUCCUUCAUCGUCUCAGCAUCCUCUCCAAUUAAGGCUCUACAAUGGCACGCCACUGCCGCCCACGGACUUUCUUAAUGCCAACAAAGUGAAGGCUUCAUUGUCAUUUGAUUUAGAUACGUGAAUGCGACCACUGGAAAUUGAUUUAGCCUACAGUAUAUUCAACGCUGGAGUUAAGUUACUAUUGCCACAAUCAACACCUGCCACUACUGUCACCACAAACAAACAACAAUAGAAUAGAAUGCGUCAAGAAGUUUUGCAAGGGUAGCUGCUAAUCAGCUUCUUUCGUUUUUCUUUUUCCAAAUUUUCACUUCUUGAUUCUUAUGAGGGGAAGACCCGGCUGUUGAAAUAUGAUCAUAUCCUUAUCUAUACCGAAUAAAAAGGAAGGAAGAACAUAUUUUCAGAUUUCAAUAUAUAUAUAUUAUGCUGUUUUACAGCUUAAUUUAUUACAGAA
Gossypium arboreum is the source of this 1973-nucleotide messenger RNA. Its product is annotated as B3 domain-containing transcription factor NGA1-like. The transcript is spliced from 2 exons. The coding region runs from base 390 to 1643 and encodes 417 amino acids. Lineage: Eukaryota; Viridiplantae; Streptophyta; Magnoliopsida; Malvales; Malvaceae. The record is from RefSeq and is a predicted model, not a curated record. Gene Ontology annotation, molecular function: DNA binding; DNA-binding transcription factor activity.